AUGUCGAAGGAUCCGGCGUCGGCAUCGAGCUCCUCAGCGGCAGCGUCCCAGCACGCGUCCUACAGCGCAGCGCAGUACUUUCCGGUGCCGUUCCACCUGCAGAAGGCCGAUCACCCGGCGACUUCCCAACCCCAGGCCCUGUCGCAGCAGUAUCCGAAGCCCUAUAUCCCACCGCCACAGGGGCCGCUGCCGCCAGUCAAGGUCCCGGCGGCAGCACCCGUCUACGGUGCCGCUUAUCCUGCCGCGACGCCGGCAGCACCUGGAGUAUAUGCUCUGCCUCAGUAUCAGCAGGUGAGACGUCUCGCAUUUUAUUUCUCUAUUCUGCUCUUGGUGUUUCAGUUGUCAUUGUGCUACGUGAAUGACUAAGUGAAAGAGAUCAAAAGGUCCUUUCACGGAGAAAUUGAACUUAUUGUCUUCAGUUACAUCGUAGAAAUUAUAAUUUGAAGAGACACUUAGAUUUUAGGACAUAUUUCUGAUAUAGAAGCUUUAGGAGGGAUUCAUUGAUCAAGAUAACGAGAGUCGUCCUCCUGGUACCGGUGAUACGAUAAAUAGAUGCGCUUCUUCGGGUUAUCUAAUUACCAUGAUGAACAACUUUGAUUUUCUUUUUCCUAAAAAAUUGAUCGGUCACUGUGAUGGCAUCAUGCAACACAUCUCUCAGUGAAUUGUAUGAAAAUUUCUAUUCAGUGAGUGUUCUGCUUUGCGUGCACACUUAUUGCUAAUUCUUCAGACAUUUGUAAGAUUUCUGUUGGCGUAGAUGGCCAAAAAUUCGGUGUUGUCUAUUCACCAUCGAUAGUUCUUAAUUCAAGAACAUCAUUAACCCUACUUAUUCGAUACAGAAGUUCCCUUGUAGAAGGCAAGGACAAUCCAAAAUUGAGCUUCAACAACAAGUAUUACAGAGGUUUGUGCUGAAGCAUCGCCACAUUCAUCUGGUGAAAAUGAAAUCAAUUGAAAACUCCAUGUAAGUUACCAUCAGUACGUUGCUGAUUAAAAUCAAGUGGUAGUUCGAUUUCCUUUUAAGAGUUCAUGUGCAAAAAAGAGUCUGUUGGUUGGGAAUAAUGUGUUUACAGUUCAUUGGUCCUUUGGAAACAAUCGCAGUGUAUAAGAUGGCAGAGAUUUUUGUUGAAUGAGAGCUUGAGAAAGAGAUCUUGGACAGUGGAUUGGAAGGAACUGCUUUUGUCAUUUAUUUCAGAUGCAGACCAACUUAGCCUGGUCGAUUGGUUGUGCUGCGCAAAAUAAUCUUCUUCCCAAUUUGGGACUAAUUAUGAAAUAGCAAGCCUAGGUCACUCAUUUCUGACAUGAAAGAUUUUAAAUUUUAAUGCGUUCCCAAGAGCUCUUUUUAUAUAAAAGAGUGCGGACAGCCGCAAUAUUAGUCCAUUUUCCUUUGAAGAUAUAUCUUUAGCUUUUCUUUUUGUUUUCUACUAGUCGAGCAGUUGAGGAGUCCAACCCAUUUGUGUGAGCCCGGCUUGUGACUGAAUAAAUUAUCUUGUAGCUGCUCGAACGGGAUGUCACAAUAUUGGUGAGGAGUAUAUAGUUUUACCUUACAAUUUUAUAAAGUAGGAUCGCUGGAAGCUCGCAAAUGUUUGAUUUUAAGACUGUAAUUACAAUUAUUUCGGUUGGGAGCACGUGUAAGUGAACCUCCAUUGUGAUUUCCUCUGGAGUCAUGUUAUUCUGUCUAGUAAAUAUAAACCUGCAAACCCUAUGUUCUGCUUGCACUUCUUCUGGCUAUUUCUAGGCUCAAGAGUAUCACGAUUGAGCUCACAAGUUGCCACCGCGUCUCAUGGUUUUCUGUAUGCGUCCAUUAUUAGCUCCGAGUUUGUGAUUUGUGUAGUGGUUCAUCCUUCAAGAAGGUAAAACUUUCUUAAACAGUUGGCCAUUUGAUCCAACAGGCACAACAGUUGUUUCAACGGGAUGCGCAGACCAUCACACCAGAAGCUCUUGAGAGCGUGAAAGCGGCUUUGGCAAGCAGUGAGGUUGACCACAAGACUGAAACGAAGAAGAAGGCCAUACCUCGCAAAGCAGCCGGUCAAACUUGGGAUGACCCGACAUUAACAGAGUGGCCAGAGAGUACGUCCUCCAAGGGAUUUUAAUCCCCUCAACUUUCCUUAAUUUCUGUGAAAUAGACGAGCUCACUUUCUUGUCACACCUUCCUGCUCAACGCAGAUGACUUCCGUUUAUUCUGUGGGGAUCUCGGCAACGAAGUCAACGACGACGUCCUCUCAAAGGCAUUCUCGAGAUUCCCCUCUUUCAAUAUGGCAAAGGUUAGCUCCUUCUUCCUCUCACGCUUCUUCUUCUUCUUCCCUCAUGUGAUGAAAGAAAUCGGGCAGGAAACCUGACGAUCUACGUCCCGAUGGGUUUCCUGUGAUCCGCGAUCCCUUCUUUCACUGUUAUCAGUACAUUUUCUGUUCUCCUCCCUGGAGCAGCAGAGCUUCAAACCCUGCGUUGACCUUCUCCUUACUCCAGGUGGUCAGAGACAAGAGGACCGGCAAAACCCGGGGCUAUGGAUUUGUCAGCUUCGGCAACCCGGCCGACCUCGCAGCAGCGCUAAAAGAAAUGAACGGUAUGCAUAUAUGUCUCCUGGAGGGUUCCACGAUGUUCCAGCAGAGCGAAUUGGUCGCCGAUGAACUGAUCCACUGUCCAUUGGCCGUCGAUCUAUUUCAGGCAAGUAUGUGGGUAAUCGCCCGAUUAAGCUCCGGAAGAGCACCUGGAAGGAAAGGACGGAUGUUGAAGCCCUGGAGAGGCAGAAGGUAACCCAGAUUCUCCUUCUUCCUAAAACAUGCUUCUUUUCGGCAUGUUACUAGGCGUUGACUAGUUAUUUUCAUACCCAUUUCGGAAUAGAACUCGCUUCUUUUUAGGGUAUGAUUUACCCUAAACCGGUAAAUCUUAAUCUUAAUGCUUCUUUGUACCAGUAUGAUAACCCCAUCAGUCUUAACACCCCGUGAAGGCACCCAAGAUUUUUCUUCCUAGAAUUUCCUUCUUUCUUUUUUUUUUUAGCUAAUCACUCGGAGGCGAUCGAGAUUUUUCAACCAAAAAAAAAAAAAAAAGCUGCUUUCUAGCUAGCUUAUUAUUCGCCAGUCGCCCAAUGAUGUUAAUAUUCUUCUUCUUCCCUUUGGUCAGUUAUCGGUACCUCGAUUUUUAUUUUUAUUUUUAUUUUUAUUUUUAUUUUUAUUUUUAUUUUUAUUUUUAUUUUUAUUUUGUUUUCCUUCGGAAGGCAUGCUUCUUUCUAGCACAUCAUCCAACAUUAGCCCGUCGAUUCUGACAUCCAUCGAAGUGUAAUCUAGGUUUUUUAUUUAUUUAUUUAUUUUAAUUUUUCAUCUGAAAAUAUGCUUCGUCAAUUUAUUCUUUAACAUCGGUCGCCUAUACUACCCCUCUUAGAACCACACCUAUAAGAAGCAGAAGCAGGCGAAGAGGGGGAUCCUGCACAAGUGA
Messenger RNA from Spirodela intermedia, 3426 nucleotides. NCBI's taxonomy places the organism in Eukaryota, Viridiplantae, Streptophyta, Magnoliopsida, Alismatales, Araceae. The record is from the annotation of a GenBank genome assembly.